Messenger RNA from Triplophysa rosa, 3154 nucleotides. It is a transcript of the gene ccsapa, whose product is annotated as centriole, cilia and spindle-associated protein a. The record is from RefSeq and is a predicted model, not a curated record. Gene Ontology annotation, biological process: regulation of mitotic spindle assembly. NCBI's taxonomy places the organism in Eukaryota, Metazoa, Chordata, Actinopteri, Cypriniformes, Nemacheilidae. Bases 188 to 1030 code for a protein of 280 amino acids. Gene Ontology annotation, molecular function: microtubule binding. Gene Ontology annotation, cellular component: cytoskeleton; spindle; ciliary basal body. The transcript has 4 exons.
CACGGACGCUGUAAUAUCAGUCGUAAUAUAAGGUAUGGGGAGGGUUGUUUUUCUAGUACGCAGCAGUCGAAAAAUGUGCAGAUGUAUAGGAGACUGAUACGGAUAUACAAAUAAAGAUGCUCCCCUUCCUUCUCUAACAUAAGCGUUGAAAAAACGCUGAGUGGGUCACUAAUUCAACCGGGGCCAAAUGUCUGGCAAUAACAGCAUCGUGUUCGGGAAGGUCCGGAAUACGGAAUACAUGAAGAAGUUCCGGGAUCCGAAGUGGGAGACGUUCUCGAAAUGUUACGAGGACUCCUUGAAAUACAGGCUGAGCCGGCGGGUGAUGGAACAAACACACAGACCGCUGUUCGUGGAUGGCUGGGACAGCGGGUCCGAGUCGAGCGGACGGUCCAGUCCGAAGCUGAAUGAGGUAGAUGUGUCGAACGGCAAGCAUCACACAUCAUCUUCAGAGUCUAGGAACGAGAAAGCCGAGGUUCUGAACUCCUUGAAGCCACAAGUGAAUGGUGACAUUCAUACGGAUGCUAGUACUGUGGACGGCUUGCCUCCUUUGGAAAACGGUUUUAAAACUGCCAACGGACCAUCGGAAUCCAUUCCAAAACGCCGUCCCAGACAGCGAACAACUCGUUUAGAACCACGCUAUCCUGAUAAGGACCUGGACAGUGAUACAUCACAUCUAUCCGCGUUGAGAAAGUCAUCCAGAGCGAAGAGCCAACCGCCUGGCAAUACCAACCAGCGGACGUCCAACUGUGAGAACAGACGCUCUUUUAUCCGGCACGACUGGGCAGAAAAUCAUAUUGAGACCAGGAACAGACAGACACCAAACAUGAGAGCGUCUGUGUCCGCUGGAGAGGUUCACCGGGCUGACGUGGGUGUGCAGACGAGACGGGAGUCCGAAAAGCGCGGGAGAGGAUCAGAUCAGCGUAGGGCGAGGUCUGCUGACCUGGAGAAGUGUCGCCGCUCACAGCUGAGCAUUGGGGAUGGACGAUGGAUGACCGAGUACAUGCGAUGCUUCUCUGCUCGACUUAGGUAGACGACUGAUCCAGGAUCAGUUUCGCCUUUAGACUAUAAUUGAGGAUGUGAGGAAUUCAGGUAACAGAUCUCAAACCAGCACUACAGAAUGAUUUUAAAACAGUUAUUCAGAUGGGCAGUCCCUGAAGGAUUCUUAUAUUUGUAUAGACCGUUUCAUCGGACGCGCACCCUGACUGACCCCCAGUGGACUUCCGGUUUGUGUUUGGCUAGUGUCUAAUAUGUAACUAUUUAUAUUUUAUUUAAUGUAUGGUAAUAUUCAUUUAUAUUAUUAUUUUACUGUAUAAUAAUUGUAUUAAAUAAAGAUUUGUUGUAUGUUCAUUGUAUUAAUUAAACAAUUAUUAUUAUUAAGAAACCGCAUGGUACAUUGACAUCUAGCGGUUGAGCUUGGUAUCGCAGUCUAGGUUCAAAAUAUUAGAGAGCAAGUUUAGCCAUCCAACGGUUCUUCUCUGUUUCUUUUGCUUGUUAUCAGAAAUAAUCUACAGCCACUCACAUAUUGUUUGUGAAUGUGUACCGGAAGUUAACUGUGGGUCAGGCAACGUUUGUUUAUGUUGUCACUUUGAAACCGUCUAUAAAUAUGAUAAGAGAAGGAAAAUAUGAAAUGUAUAAUAAAUUACUCAUUAAAAUAACGAUAAUUGCAUAUUUUUUGGAGAACGGCUAGUCACUUUCUCAUGAAUGCAUAGAAGGACCAAACAUUUUAAUCUUGAACCGAAACACAUUGGGUAUUGUGAUGUAUUUUCAUACAUUAAAUAUUCAUAUCUUGCUUCUGUUCACAUUUUUGUUACAUUUUAUUUCCAGUUCUAUAUUUGAUCAUUUUUCUAAUCUCAAUUUUUAUCUGAUGUCCCACUUAAAAUAUUUAAAACAAAACAAAUUGACAAGUUUGUUUCUUAUCCUCCUGGCAAAUAAUUUGAUACAUUUUAGGCAUCAAGGAAAAUUCAUAAUAUAGGCUAGUAUAAAGUAUAGAAAAAUCCUAAUUCGUUUUUAUUUGUCGUUUUUUGCUUGUUUGAAACAGAUUUAAUAAUAAGUGGACCAAACAAUUAACAGAGAGACAAGACCCGAGCACAUUUGUAACAGUCUAAAUCAUUGCGUUCCAUUGCUUUAAAUGUUUUAAUGUGAUUGAUGUUUGGUUUGUGUUUAUUUGGUUACAUGACCAAUGAGUUGUGUUUGAAAGCUGUUAGAAGUGCAGUGCUGUUUCAAAGUCAACGUGUAAUGUGAAACGUAUUUUGUAAGGAGGAGAAUUCUUUCACAUUUGCCUCACCAGUUAUCACCAGUAAAUCACUUUUCUUUCAAACUGAGGGCUAGAUGAAGGCAAUCACUUGAUUCUUGUUUCUGAAUGUGAUUAUACCAGACAUUGCAACUGUCUGCAUUAUAAUGCAUCAAGUUUAUUUGUUACACUGUAUAUUCUUUUAAAGAUUGUUAGACAUCUGAAUGAAAAUGCAUAAUGUGGGGUAGUGGGGCACCUGUAUAUAUUUUGCUUUAUUUAUUCUGUGUUUCAAAUGUUUCUGAUCUGCACUGGAUUUGCUUUGAACGAGUCUUGACGCUUUAUAUAAACCUCACACAUUGUUUUGGUCUUAAGGGACAGUUCACCCCAAAAUUUAAUUCUGUCAUCAUUUUCUCACCAUGUUAUUCCAAAAUGUCUUUUUCAUCCAAUUACAAUUAAUGAGAGCCUUUCCAGCUUUAUUAUUCCAGAUUGCCUUAGUAACCCUGACUGGGUCAGUCGCAUUUGUUGAAUCAUUUAGACUGGUUUUAUGAAUUAUAUCAACAGAUUCAUUAAAAAGUUUCAAGGAAUCAAGAAAAGCUAAUUAUAUGAGUUUAUAAAGGUGGUAAUAAAUGAUGGCAGAAUUUUCAUUUUUAAAUAGCUUAGCAUCUGGACUUUUGUAUGAAUCGUCUAUUUAUUUGUUAUUUUCUUGCUUGCAGUUUCACAAUGGAAACUUGUUUAUCGUUACUCACAAUGACACUCUUGAAUGGAAUAUGCUGUAUUGACCUGUUUAUUUUCUAGCAAUGUUUACAUUUUAAACCACUGUAUUUGUACAUGAGAACAUGCGCAGGUAGAUAUAUUUUCAUCUGCAAGACACAAAAAACACUGAAUGCUUUGCUGUGAAUAAACUAUGUUUGAGUAACAUCCGGU